GAGUCAUUGACUACGGUAGCAGCCAUCUGUAUGCAGAUGGCAUUCGGAGACCUGUACCAACAGGCCCUCAGCGUCACAGGUAUUAUGCCUUUCCUGCCAGGUACAGGGCGAGCCAGCACACAUCAAAACAGACAAUAGCAUCUCCUCAGAGGACGUUAGCAGCAGCGAUGUGAAAAUGCCGAAACUUUUGUUUUCCAAGAUUGGAGUUUAUGAUAUUAAGGAUCUAAUGCCAAAUGUGAAGCGGGCGAGACGGAUUGAUAUUGUGCUGAAUCGAAAGAGACGCAAGAAUGACAUCCAGGUGCUCGCAGGACAAAAAAUAAACAAUGACAUGUAUCCUUCAAAGCAAAGACAGGCUGAUGGUAAAUCCCAAAAUCUGGCAAAAUUGCUCAAGGAUAAAAAGUAUUUGGCAGCAUUUCGCUCGUUCCUACAGUCUGAGUUCAGUGAUGAAAACAUUGAGUUCUGGCUGGCUUGCGAGGACUUCAGGUCUACCACAUCACCAGACGAACUUUGCUGGAAAGCAGAGAAGAUCUACCAGGAGUUCAUACAGCCGGCAGCCUGCAGAGAGAUCAAUGUCGACCACCAAGUGAGAGAGAAGAUCAAGAAGUCACUGAAGAAACCGACGUCGUCCUGCUUUGACGAGGCUCAGAAGCAAGUUUACCUGCUGAUGGAAAGAGACUCUUGCCCCAGAUUCCUGAGCUCAAACGCGUACCUGAGCCUGAAGCGCAAAUCCAGGACCAUGUGGUACAUUUAGUCUGCAGCGAGAGACCGCCUGCUCCUAUUUUCUGUUGCAGAGUUAUUUCACAUUCUUUAUGAGAGGAGGCUUUCUCAGAGCAGAGCGCCUCGUACUUUCUCCUAUAAGCUUCAACAAUGUUUUCAACUAAUUUCAGGAUCGACCUUUUGUUUUCAGUCUUUUCGAUGGUGGGAUGGUGUAUUGAUGAAAUGCCACGGAGAAUAAAGCAGCAGGCAAAGAGCGUGAGAGAAAAAGUGAUGUGAGUGGGUUUGUAAAUACACGGAGGAGAGAAAUUGCAUGUGUCAGUAAUUUUAACGGCUGUGGCAAGUUUGAGGGUUGUUUGAGAUGCUGAAUGUGUUAUCUGAAAGUCUCAGUAAGUUAGGGUGUGGCGUGCAGAGCGAUAAAUGGUACGUAAAUGGCUUCUAAUGGAAUGACCCAGUUUCAUGUAUGGGCACUGAAUUAAAACUUCGUGACCAACUUUGGCCAAAA
Molecule: messenger RNA, 1219 nt
Organism: Salarias fasciatus (jewelled blenny)
Lineage: Eukaryota; Metazoa; Chordata; Actinopteri; Blenniiformes; Blenniidae
Product: regulator of G-protein signaling 21-like
Exons: 5
Coding region: 176-751 (191 amino acids)
Source: RefSeq, a predicted model, not a curated record